GCCAAAAGCUCCAUUCAGGAUUCAGAUCAUCUCCUCCUCCUCACCAUCAUCAUCAUCAUCAUCCUCAGCGCUGCCCCGCCGGCUCCACACACCUGUGCUCCUGCCGCCUCUUCCGCUUUGGUCGCCGGUGAUGACCGGAGGACGUCGUUUAAACAAUAAAACAUCGUUUCUGUGCUCAACAAGCUGCCAGCAUCAGUCCAACCGGCCGCGGUGAAUUCCUGUCAUGGGCAACAAUGUUUCGGGCAUCUCGACGCUGCACAGAGGUCAACAGCAGGGCUUCCACAGACUCCGCAACUCUCAGAAAGACUCCCUUGGUGGCCCAUUCCCGUCCACGUCACAUCGAUGUCACCACAAACCCAAGAGGUGCCUGCCUAUCCACUGCGGCAGUGUCGGUGGGCCUCUCCCCAUCAGCCCACUUCUAUUCCAUCCAAAUGCCAAGGGGUCCCAAAUUGUCAUGGACCUCGCCCAGAAGACAGCAAAGAGGCAGGCCAGUUUCUGCAAUGCCAUCACCUUCAGCAACCGGCCCAUUGCGCUCUAUGAGCAAGUCCGCCUCAAGAUUACCAAAAAGCAGUGCUGCUGGAGUGGGGCUCUGCGUCUGGGUUUCACCGCUAAAGACCCCUCCAGAAUAAACCCAGACAACCUUCCCAAGUACGCUUGUCCUGACCUGGUGUCUCAGAGUGGCUUCUGGGCCAAGGCGCUGCCCGAGGAAUUUGCCAACGAGGGCAACGUCAUCGCCUUUUGGGUGGACAAGAAAGGGAGAGUCUUCUACCGCAUUAACGAGUCCAGUCCCAUGCUGUUCUUCAGCGGGGUCCGCACGGCCGAGCCCCUCUGGGCCCUCAUCGAUGUUUACGGCCUGACCCGCGGCGUGCAGCUGCUAGACAGCGAGAUUGUUCCUGCAGACUGCCUGCGUCCACGCUCCUUCACCACGGUGCGCUCCUCCUCUCUGCGGCGUGAAGCGGACGACUCGCGCCUGUCCGUCAGCCUGUGCGACCUCAACCUGCAGCAGGAGGACGGUGGCCCAGCCCACAGCCGCUCCCACCGCCACACCCUCCACCUGGCCUCCACCUCCUCCUCCUCCAGCUGCCCCAUCCCGCAGAACUCCCUCAACUCCCAGCAGUCCUCCCUCCUGCCGUCCACCCUGGAGAGCGACCUCCACUUCCACCAGCUGCGCGGCGCCCACAUUAAGACGCUGGACGAGCAGACGGUGGCGCGAUCCGAGCACGCGCGUGAAGAGCGCACGCUGGUCUUCACGAACCGGCCGCUGCGCAUCGGCGAGACUGUGUUCAUCAAAGUCACCAAGUCGAGCCCGGCGCGCUCGGGCUCUCUGUCUUACGGCGUGACGUCCUGCGACCCGGCGGUGCUGCGCCCCAGCGACUUACCCUACAACCCCGAGGCCCUGGUGGACAGGAAGGAGUUCUGGGCGGUGUGCCGUGUGCCGACGCCUCUACAGAGCAGUGACAUCCUGGGCUUCUUGGUCAACCAGGAGGGGGAGGUCAUCCUCAGCCACAACGGCGCCAACGUGGGCAUGCAGGUGUGCGUGGACAACUCCCGCCCGCUGUGGAUGUUCUUCGGCUUGCACGGUGCAGUGACGCAGCUGAGGAUUCUGGGCUCCACGCAUCUCGGGGAUCCGCGGGCCACGUCGAAUCCCAGCUCGCCCUCCUCCUCUCCGCACACCCCCAGCGCCCUGGGAAGUGGCAUCUCUGAUCCGGUCCUGAACGGAGGUCUGUGCUCAGCCGCUUACUGCAGCUCAGCAGGGGGAACAACUCCGAAUUCUCCGGCCAGCCUCCCCAAGUCACCCACGUUCCCGUCCGGCCGCGGGCCGUGGUCCGACGAGUGCUCCAUCUGCUACGAGAACACCGUGGACACGGUCAUCUACGCCUGUGGCCACAUGUGCUUGUGCUACACCUGCGGCCUCAAACUCAAGAAGAUGUCCAACGCCUGCUGCCCCAUCUGCAGGAGGCAGAUCAAAGACAUUAUCAAGACCUAUCGCAGCACGUAAGGGAACAGGGGCGACAGGACGACCUCAGCAAAACCCAGGCUUACAAAAAGAAAGGUUUAGGUUCAGGGAACAUGAACUCUGGUACUCUGAUUUGGUAUUUUCAUACAAAUAUUGGUGGCUGGUUUUCUCACGUGACCUUUUCCAGAGUUAACGCCACUUCACUGGGAAGGUCUCUCUGUCUUUAGAGUCGCAGCCUCCGACAGGAAGUUCGUCCAAACUCCAUUCUUGCCAGAAGUGUUUGCUUUCUCCGGGGCUCGUGGAAGACUUUGAAAGAAGAGGGAAAAACCAAACCGGCUUCAAAAUUCUUUGAUUUGUUGAACCGCGUCGUAAGAUUUAGGAACUAUCGCCCAUUUGCGCCAAAGCAGAUGAGUCCCUUUGGGUCUGAAUGUCUCAUAGAUCUUUUCGAGGAUGACCGAAGCUCUGAAAUAUGCCGUCGACGCGAUUUACGACUUAAACGGUCUCGGAAAAAGCACAGCCGCUGCAGGUGAUCAUCUCAGUAUGUCACAACUUGUGUCUGUGUGUUACUGAGACCUGGAAGCUCAGUCUGCAGCACGGUGCUGAAGCGAUGGACGUCUGUUAGUGUUGUGGUGAUUAUCAGUGAGUGACGUGUCGAGCGACGCGAGGCGGUGCUGAGUAUUUUAAGUAGGAUUGUAAGACCUCUUGUACUCGUAUAAUCUAAUGUACCUUUCUGGUAGUUUUACUGCAAACGUUGGUGGUAGCUAUAUUGUUGUUCUAGCUAGCUGCUUGCUCUGCAAUGUGGUUUGUUGCACUGAAAUCUGCAUCAUCCUCUCAGAAAAGCCCCAAAACUCACCGAGAGGACCAAGACACUCAUUGGCUGAAACGAUCUACAAGCUAUAGACUGUAUAUAAAAGAGGGACGUAGCCAGGUUACUGUGUGAAACUCAGUUUUGAAGCCUCAGCGUUAGCGUUUUCAGCUUUAACUUUAAAAAUUGAGCAGAGUACACGCGCUCAUUCACUGAUGAUUUGUCAAUCAUGAAUUGGACCCGCCCUCAUUUAUAGUAUGCUGUUUUGUUUUAGCCCAUAUGGUGCCUUUUGCACUGACAAAACUACUGAGAACAUAAAUUCAUCAGGGUUUUAAUCUGCCGCCCCUGUUGUGCCAGGUUUAAAUCGCUUCUGCAGUGGCUUUACUUUAACACCUGCACGCUACAUGCAUCUUUUUAUAUACAGUCUAUGCUGCCAACCUGCCUCCAGCAGACUCGGCAGCUCUGAAUUCUUGAAAGGAAACAGGAAGUGGGAAAUAAACAGCAAUUUGGAUACUCCUCAGGGCCUGCCAUCCUCCCAAACUGUACCUAU
Molecule: messenger RNA, 3312 nt
Organism: Neolamprologus brichardi
Lineage: Eukaryota; Metazoa; Chordata; Actinopteri; Cichliformes; Cichlidae
Gene: neurl1aa
Product: neuralized E3 ubiquitin protein ligase 1Aa
Biological process (GO): negative regulation of Notch signaling pathway
Cellular component (GO): postsynaptic density; plasma membrane
Molecular function (GO): ubiquitin protein ligase activity
Source: RefSeq, a predicted model, not a curated record